Closterium sp. NIES-67 is the source of this 327-nucleotide messenger RNA. The record is from the annotation of a GenBank genome assembly. Lineage: Eukaryota; Viridiplantae; Streptophyta; Zygnematophyceae; Desmidiales; Closteriaceae.
AUGUUGAUGGUGGUGGUAGCUGGGGAAUGGGUAGGGGCGAUGGUGGUGAUGGUUACAGUGGUGGUGGUGGUGGUGGUGGUGGUGGUGGUGGUGGUGGUGGUGGUGGUGGUGGUGGUGGUGGUGGUGGUGGUGGUGGUAACAGCAGGGGCAGCAGUGGUGGUGAUGGGGAGGGUGCAGCAACAGCAACAGCAGCAACAGCAGCAACAGCAACAACAGCAACAGAAACAGCAGCAACAGCAGCAGCAGCAACAGCAGCAGCAGCAGCAGCAACAGCAGCAACAGAAGCAGCAGUAACAGCAGCAACAGCAGCAGCAGCAACAGCUACAC